Messenger RNA from Emiliania huxleyi CCMP1516, 453 nucleotides. RefSeq lists its product as hypothetical. Lineage: Eukaryota; Haptophyta; Isochrysidales; Noelaerhabdaceae. The record is from RefSeq and is a predicted model, not a curated record. Bases 1 to 453 code for a protein of 150 amino acids. The transcript is spliced from 3 exons.
AUGUUGCCGCCAUUCUUUGCUGUUCUCGGGGCGUGCGAACGCUUCUGCGCGCCCAAGACUAAUCCGUGGGACACGAAGUGCGAGUGGGACAAAUGCGCCCCGUGGGGCUGCUGGCAGAUGGACGGCGCACUGCACUACACGAUGCCCUUCUCGUCACCACCGUUGCUGCUGCAGCCGCCUCCUCCCUCUGAUGGCUUUACAACCUCACCAGCGGUCAGCAACAGCCGCGCCACGCGCGGCCACGCGCACCUCACGAGCCCACCGCCGCACUCGCAGCACGGCGGCGUGGUGAGCCUCGCAAACGACGUCGAGGGGGCAAAGCUGGCUUUCGCCGGGUGUGCCUCAGCGGCCGCGGGCGAGCAGGGCAUGUGCGCGCCACGCGCCGCCGCUCCAGCCGGAUCGUACGAGCCUCCCUCCCGCGGCUCGUUGCAGGAGAGCGGGUCGAUCCGAUGA